This is a messenger RNA of Halichondria panicea, 858 nucleotides long. Its product is annotated as eukaryotic translation initiation factor 3 subunit J-like. The transcript is spliced from 7 exons. Gene Ontology annotation, cellular component: eukaryotic translation initiation factor 3 complex; cytoplasm. Bases 100 to 789 code for a protein of 229 amino acids. Lineage: Eukaryota; Metazoa; Porifera; Demospongiae; Suberitida; Halichondriidae. The record is from RefSeq and is a predicted model, not a curated record. Gene Ontology annotation, molecular function: translation initiation factor activity.
UGGGUGUGGAUAUCUUGCUUUUGUACUUUGAACCUGGAAAGUUAUCAACUCUUACCAGCGCAGCAGAAAUAGCUCUGUGUUGGAUUUUAUAGGCUCAUUAUGUCUGAAGAAGAGGAUUUUGCGUGGGAUGAUGAUGAUUUCGACCCUGAGGCUGGUUUCCAGAAGGAGGACCCCCAAAACCAGUGGGAGGGAGAGGACGAGGGAUUGGACAUUGAUGCUGUAAAGGCUAAACCAGAACAAGUUGCCGUCAAAACUGAAUCAUCAGAGUCCAAGAAGACCAAGGAGGAGAGGAUUGCUGAGAAGAAGGCACAGCGUCGAAUGGAAGAGUUGGCCAAAGAGAAGAAGCAGCAGAAGACGGACGAGGAUGAGCUAGCUGAGAAACUGAGGCAACGAAAGUUGCAAGAAGUCUCGGAUUUGGCUGUUGCUAUGGAUACGUUUGGUGUUGCCCCCGGGGUGCUGGAUUCUAUGGACCCAAAGUUAGAAGAAGAUUUUGAUAAGUUCCGGGAAGCACUCUGUGACAAGAUUACCGCGUACGAGACCUCUCAGUUUUACACAAAGUUUGUCGAGAAGCUAUUACUCAGAGUAUGCAAAGAAUUGGAUAUUGAGGACCUGAGGCAUCUCAGCACAACACUCAGCACCUUGGCAACAGAGAAACAAAAAGCAAAGGCCCCUAAGAUGAAGAAGAAAGGCAAAGUGUCGCUGGGAGCCAAGGCCGUGGGCAAAGCUUCAAAACGCUUUGACGAUUAUGGAGAGGACGAUCUAGGCGCAGAAUUUGAUGACUUUAUUUAAUUGUUUGUGCAGCCACUUUGAAUGAUAAUUUUAAAAAAUCCCACGAACCAUGUGUUUUGUUUUUGUCAA